Gilbertella persicaria is the source of this 2622-nucleotide messenger RNA. RefSeq lists its product as uncharacterized. NCBI's taxonomy places the organism in Eukaryota, Fungi, Mucoromycota, Mucoromycetes, Mucorales, Choanephoraceae. Gene Ontology annotation, cellular component: cytoplasm; nucleus. The transcript has 7 exons. The record is from RefSeq and is a predicted model, not a curated record. Bases 131 to 2596 code for a protein of 821 amino acids. Gene Ontology annotation, molecular function: ubiquitin binding.
UUUUUUUCCCUCUUUUUCUUCUUCUUUUGUUUUCAAAAAAACAAAAUAAAAUCUCUUACGGGUUGUUUUUGAUAUUGAAAUAAAAUAAGAGAGAACUUUUUUUUUUUAUAAAAAAAAAUAAAUUGAAAAUAUGACUUCACACGAAACACGCUCAGCACAUACAACAAGGUCUAAAAGUUCUGCUUCUGAACAAAACGAUAUUAAGAAACUCAGGUCGAAAUACUCUGCAAAAUUACCUACGCUUAAAGUUCUAUUCUCUGACUGGUCAGACGAUGACCUUUUAUUUGUUUUGGAAGAAGCUAAUGGCGAUCUGGAUUUAACCAUAGACCGAAUCAGCGAAGGCCACGCUAGUCAAUGGGGUGAAGUAAAGACCAAGAAAUCUAAAAAAGAAGCACAAAAGGCAAAGGCUGCCACUACAGGAGGAGUCUCUUUACAUCAACAACAGAGUACUACAACACCAUACCGUGAACCCAAGAGCACACAACAAGCAAGAACAUAUAAUAAUGACCGAGCCAAUCGACCUGGCAAAGCAGCAUCCAAUACACGCACACGUACAUCAAAGACACAAAGCUCUCUCCAAUCUGCAUCUUGGGAUAGUCAACCCAAAUCUAAUUAUAAUGAAGUCUCCUCUGGCUCUUGGGCGUCUAUUGCCUCCUCAAAGCAACCAUUACCAGAUGACAAUGCUUUUAGCACUCAUGAGGCAUGGAGCGCCCCUAAUGACACGACUGUAAAUGAUGACUGGGCUCCUAUUUCUUCUAACAAGGCUCAUGAUGAUCAUGAAGACCAACCAAAGACUUGGGCAAGUCUUCUCAAAUCAAAGCCUAAACCUGAAGAACCUGUCUCUACCAAUACCAACGAAAACAACACUCAUCAUAAUAACAACAAUAACAACAACAACAACAACAACAGCAAUAACUUUACUAGCGAAUGGGAUGCCCCUAAUACUACAAACGAAUGGAAAGCAACAGAAACAACUGAUGGCUGGAACGAGCCAGUGGUUGAUGAAUGGUCUACCCCUGUUCACGAAUCAAAACCUGCUGCUGCUGAAUCAAGUACUGUGGUGGAGGAACAACCCUUAGAAGAACAAGAAACUAAAGAAGAAGAAAAGAGCACUGACACCAUGAGUGGUCGCCUUCAUCAUCAAGAAGAACCUGUGGUGUUGCCCUCUUCUGCUGCUAUCUCUUCUUUGGAUGUUAAGUUUGGUUCUUUGAAUGUGGAUGAAGACACCAAUGCUUCUCAUGAAGAUGUUACAAAAGAUACGACAACUACUACUCCUCCUCCUUCCAAUGAAGAAUCCGUUGCACAAGCUGAUCUUUCAGCUAAUGCCACAAGCACUGCUCCCGCUGCUGCUUCUACUACAUCUCCUGUUGCUGCCCCUACAGCUACUACUGCCACUGCUCCCGCAACCACUACUACUUCUGCACCCAUCUCUAAUGACACUUUUGGUCAAUCCAACUACCUCAAGCAACAAGAACCUGCUUAUAACAACAAUCAAUCUACCCUUCCUCCUCAACAACAACAGCAGCAACAGCAACAACAACAACAACCCCCUCAACAACAACAACAACAACAACCCCCUCAACAACAACCUCCUCAACAACAACAACAACAACAACAACAACAACAAAUUCCUCAACAACAACAGCAACAGCAACAAAUUCCUCAAACAAUGCCUCAGCAACAAUUUGGUAUGGACCACCUUACUUCCGCUUACAGCUCUUACUUGCCUAACCAACCACCCACCGGUGUUUCUGGUUUUGGCAUGAACCCUAUGGGCAGUUUACCUGAUUAUAGCAUUUAUGGUACUGAAGCUCAAAGAGCUGCUGCUAUGGGCUACUAUGAUCCUACUGCUUAUAGCCAUUCUCCUUCUGUCACUUCUGCUAGUGUUUAUCAAUCCCGUGAUAAAUACAGCCAAGAUGGUCUUCAUGGCCAAAGUAGCCAAGGUGCCAAUAUGCCUCAACAACAAAUGUACCCUACUAACUUGCCUUAUUACCAAUACUACUACAUGCCUAACCAAUUCAAUGCUUACCAACAAUCUGCUUACGGUCAACCCUUCAUGAACAAGAGCAUGUACCCUAGUAUGUACCAACAACAACAGGCUCAACAACAAGCUCAACAACAAGCUGGUAAGCCUUCCACGACCACCACAGGUGCUAGCGCUUCUCCUUAUGGCAGUGCUGCUUCUCCUUAUGGUCAACAAUCUCAACUCUAUAGCCAUCAAUACGAUGAUUUAGGCAUGGGAUUAAAUGACUAUCAAAAAUCCAUGUACAGUCAACCUCAAUUACAGAGUUUCCUUGGUAACUUGCAGCAACCCCCUCAGCAACAACAAGCACAACAAAAGUCAAGUGACUUGAAUGCUAGAAAUACUACCACGGCUAGCGCUACUGCUUCUACUGCUGCUGUCACUCCUCAACAACAACCCCAGCAACCUCAACACCAUCAACCUCAACCUUAUGCUGGUAAUUAUUUCGGCCAACCUCAAAUGUUCUCUUAUGGUCAAUAUCCUCAACACCACCAAUUCCAACAAAUGCCUCCUCAACAGCAGCAACAACAACAACAAACACCUACUCGUCAACAACAAUAUUGGAAUCAAUAAAUUCCCCUCCUCCCUUUUUGUGUGUG